UAGAAGUACAUCGGAUUUCUGAUGCAUUCAGGUUGACAAUGUUACUUUUUGUUUUCGUUGUCUUCGCAAAUCUCGCUGUCAUCAAUUUUGCAGGAAGUCAAUUUUUCGUAUACCCGAGAAUUCUGAACGAGCGGACGACAGCUUCGAACCUCGUUCUACAGCUGAAUCAGGAUAUUACUCUCAACCUAAAAAGAAGUUCAGUAUUGGCGGACGAAUUACUGGUGGCCACAAGCACUCUAGAAGGAAACCAGCUGGAGUUGGUCAAUACGUCUGACAUUCAAGCUAGUUUGUACCAUGAUCUACACCAUCAAUCUUCUGUGAUCGUACGUGCAAGAGAUGGUGAAGCCGAAGUAGAAGGUAUCAUAAAUCACAAUCUAAGGAUAAAACCGGUUUCAGCAAGCAAACGUUCUCACAGAGGUGAAAUACCUCAUCGGAUAUACGAGGUUGAAGAACCGAAGAACAUUCCCAUCACAAUGAGUAAUGGCAAUAAUUGGCGAAAGAUUACAAAAAGAGCAUUAGACUUUGACCGGUUUGCUGUGGAGGUCCACGUGGUAUCAGACAGCGUGCACCAACAAAAUUUCGCAAAAACUCAGGAAUUAAUUGCGUACUUUGCUGUCCUGCUAAAUGGAGUCAAUUUAAGGUAUCUGGACAUGAGAGAGCCAAGAAUAAAGUUCAUGUUGGUCGGAAUAACCAGGAGCUUAAACGACGCUUAUGCCAAACAUCUUAAGCCCGGUAUUCUUGACAUGGAUAAAUCAUUGGAUGGCUUGUAUGACUAUUACGUAAAAGGCAAUAUACCUGGGAAACCUGACGUAGUGCACCUCGUUACAGGCCAAGACAUGGCCCGCUUUGAAAAUGGUGCCCUGGAUAGAGAUUAUACCGGACUUGCCUUUGGAGGCCCUCCCUGUACGAAGAGGGCCGUUUCCUUAAGCGAAGAUAUUGCCUCGUCAUACAAAGGCGUUUUUAUAAUGGCUCACGAACUGGGGCAUGUAAUGGGAUCACCUCACGAUGAAACCGAACAAUGUCCCUGGUCCGAAGGAUAUCUUAUGAGCUAUGUAGACGGAGGAGUGAAAAAAUAUCAGCUUUCUCGGUGCAGUGAAAGAAGGAUUCGAGACAACCUAAAAUUCAUGCCUCGCAGAUGCGUGGGAAUAGUGUCGCAAUCAACCUACAUGUACCAUUAUAAGAAAUUUCCGGGCCAGAAAGUAAGCAAGAAGCAUUACUGCAAGAAGCUUUUGAGGAAAUACACCACUUCGAACGAUAUAUUUUACGAGAAGCUUGAAGACAAUAGCAGAAGGUGUAAAAUGAAGUGCUGUUUCCUGACAUCCCCUACUAUGAAAAGGUGCCUUAAUGCUACCGUGCUAGACGGGAUGAAGUGUGAUGGAGGAAUGACAUGCAGAAGGGGAGUCUGCGGACAGCAUGAAUGGCCUUGAAGAAGCACAUACCUCUUGGUCAUUUCAGUACCGAAAUAAAAGAUUCCACUACGU
Rhipicephalus microplus (southern cattle tick) is the source of this 1481-nucleotide messenger RNA. Its product is annotated as venom metalloproteinase antarease TserMP_A. Gene Ontology annotation, biological process: membrane protein ectodomain proteolysis. The record is from RefSeq and is a predicted model, not a curated record. Lineage: Eukaryota; Metazoa; Arthropoda; Arachnida; Ixodida; Ixodidae. Gene Ontology annotation, molecular function: metalloendopeptidase activity.